Acanthosepion pharaonis is the source of this 591-nucleotide messenger RNA. The record is from the annotation of a GenBank genome assembly. NCBI's taxonomy places the organism in Eukaryota, Metazoa, Mollusca, Cephalopoda, Sepiida, Sepiidae.
AUGCUCUUUACUUGGUGUCGUCUCAAACGAAAGCCAGGCGAUGCACUGCAACGACUGACAUCACGUUUUUUUUUUCGACUGCCUUCCUGCUCUCUCUCUCUCUCUCUCUCUCUUACUUUCCAGUAUUUUAAGAACACUCUCAUACUCACUGAUCUCUCUCACUCGCUAUCUCAUUUUAUAUCUAUCUAUCUAUCUACCUAUCUAUCUACCUAUCUAUCUGUCUCAGUUCUUAUCUAUUUUACUACAGGCAGUCUCACUCGUUACGCCUUUUGCUUCUAUCUCUCCCUCUGUCUGUCUGUCUCUCUCCCUCUCUCUCUCUCUCUCUCUCUCUCUCUCCCAUUACUGCCCAGAAUUAAAAUACAGGUAGAAUCCUCUCUCUCUCUUUUUCUCUCUCUCUCUCUCUCUCUCUUUCAAACACAUGCAUACGCCUACACACACCUACAUACACACGCUCAUCUUUCAUUCUCUGUAUUUUUCAAAUCGAUUUCUAACAAACUUCAAUCCAAUCCAAUCUCCUUCUUCUUCCCACUUUCCACCCUCACUAGCCUCUUUUCUCUCUCUCUCUCUCUCUCUCUCUUUCCACCUCCCUAA